Molecule: messenger RNA, 322 nt
Organism: Paraglomus occultum
Lineage: Eukaryota; Fungi; Glomeromycota; Glomeromycetes; Paraglomerales; Paraglomeraceae
Source: the annotation of a GenBank genome assembly
ACGGCUUCACAAUCUCAACCUGUUUCUUCCCAGACAGCUCCUCAAUUGCAAAAUAGGCAGUUGGUACGACCCAGUCAAAUGGAACCAGGUAAAAUAUAUCGGGAUCCUAAUUUACGCUUGAAUGACCCAGAAUGGCUUCGAAUGGAUGAAGCGACAGAUCGUCUUAGCGCUUUAGCGGGUCCAUCCACUUUACAAUCAUUAAUAGAUACAAUUACUAAAGGAGUAAUCGAUAAAGUUUCUUCCGUCUUGCCUAAGAAAAAUGGGGGGAAUGUGUCAAAAAACGCUGAAGUCGACUCAGAUGAAGAACUGGCUAAUCGCAUGA